CUCUUAUUCCGGGUUGUAACUAAAUACUGUUGCGAGCACAGCCGAGGCCCUUUGUUGGAGAUGUGUGAGCGCAGUCUCUACAGAGCUGGCUAUGUGGGCUCGCUUCUGAAUUUGCAGUCACCGGACUCUUUCUACUUUUCCAACCUGCGGCCCAAUGGCAGCCAGUUGGCCGCGCUUCCCCCCAUUUCGUACCCUCGCGGUGCGCUGCCCUGGGCCGCUACGCCUGCCUCGUGCACCCCUGCGCAGCCUGCCACCGCCUCUGCCUUUGGGGGCUUCUCCCAGCCCUACUUGACCGGCUCUGGGCCUCUUGGCCUGCAGUCCCCAGGCGCCAAGGACGGACCCGAAGAACAGGUCAAGUUCUAUACGCCUGAUGCUGCCCCCGGAUCUGAGGAACGCAGCCGAACUAGGCCGCCCUUCGCCCCCGAGUCUAGCCUGGCUCACUCGGCUCUCAAAGGCACGAAGUAUGACUACGCGGGUGUGGGCCGAGCCGUUCCAGGCUCUGCAACCCUGCUCCAGGGGGCCCCCUGCGCCUCCGGCUUCAAGGAAGACCCCAAAGGCCCGCUCAACUUGAACGUGACAGUACAAGUGGCCGGGGUGGCCUCUUGCCUGCGAUCUUCGCUGCCCGACGGCCUGCCGUGGGGGGCGGCCCCGGGGAGGGCCCGCAAGAAGAGGAAACCGUACACAAAGCAGCAGAUUGCGGAGCUGGAGAACGAAUUCCUGAUCAAUGAAUUCAUCAACCGGCAGAAGCGUAAGGAAUUGUCGAACAGGCUAAACCUCAGCGACCAGCAGGUCAAAAUCUGGUUCCAGAACCGGCGCAUGAAGAAGAAGCGCGUGGUGCAGCGCGAGCAAGCCCUGGCGCUCUAUUAGUUGCUCACGAGGCGGCGGCGGCGGUGCCAAGCCUGCCCUUUUGGACCUAGGCCUGGCCAUGGAAGAGGUGCUGGGGCUGGGGAUUUUCCUCCCGCUCCUCCGCUGGUCUUGGGUGCCCUCCGGCUCAGUCUGAAGCCCUGGAGCUAGGAGGCGAUUUGGAGCUGAGGCCAGUGGGGGCCCCUUCGCUUCAGCUCUCUUUGAGACCCUCCUAAGAGGUGUUUGGGAAUUGCAGUCCAAUGGUGGCUUUAUGCAUUCAGCGUGGGGCUUGGGGUCACCUGCCCUUGUUGUCUGUGGUGUUUACAUCCAGGGCUUACCAGUGAAUCAUUGUAUUUGGGUUUUUCAGUUUCCAACCUGUUAGUUUUCUUUUUCUUUCUCUGUCCAGCUCUUUCUGCAUUUAACAGGAGCUAGCUAGAGCUCGGAGUAGAAGAGCGUAUAGGAAGGCCCUGAGAUGCCAUUGCAGUGGAAAAGGCUGAGGAUAACUCCAGCGUCUUUGCAGCGGAGGCCUCUUGUGACAAAGCCAGGCUGUGCAGUCUCAAGGAAGGAAAGGGCCUGAUAUCACGACAGCCCCCAUCUGCCCUGAAGGAUUUGGGGGGUGGGGGGGGUACCUUGGAAUCUCAGCUCUACGAAGGCUUCCCUGCUGGGUAGAAUGUGCUGGAAGGUUUCCUCCUCGGAGAUAGGAGAGAGAAAUUGGGGUUCCAGAACAAAUUACAAUCUCCAGGCAAGACUGGCAGGAUUCCCCUAACCCAACCUCAUCUAUCCCUGAGCCAAGACCAUGCACUCUGUAACUGGAGCCCUAGGACUGAACUGUGGUGAGGGGAGCUGCUGGCCUGUUUUGAGGCUUGGCUGCACAGGGAAGAGGAGGGAGGGAGGGAGGAGGAGAUUCCCUCCGCAUGCUGCAACUAUGACUUCCUUCUGGAAUGGAUGACAGUGUCCACAUGUCUUUCUUGAAUUACCUUAAUGUCACCACAAGAAGAGAGAGAGGGGGGAAAAGCCUCCUUGUGAAGUCUGGGGGUGGGAGAAGAGACCUCAGAUUCUCACUCAGCCUGUGGUUGCUGCUCUUGGAAGGCAGAAAGAAUCAGGAUUUCUCCUCCCAACCUCUCUACCACCCAGCAAUUCCAUCAAAGCUCAGUCAGUCACUGAACCCGUUCUCCGAGACACGUGUGGCCAGCUCUUGUAAAGCUUCUAAGGCCCUGAGUCCUGCCAGGUUUACCUUGAGGAACCUAGGUUUUCUGAAUGGAAAUUCUGAUGGAAUUGUUCUACAUUUGUUACAGAAUCCAUCCAGCCUUAUUCUCAGUGAACACAACCCGUCACACACACACACACACACACACACACACACACACACACACUUUGCCUCUUCUUUUGCGCUUUAGGCCCCACCCCCCACCCCCUAGCAAGAUCCACAACAUCCUAAAGGCUCGUGAUUCCUCCCCAAAGUCCAAUGGCUGUUCUUUAGUGCAGGUCCAGGAUCUGGACCUCGAAGGCCAUCUCACAAGGACCCUUGAGCCUCACCCCAACUGACCUCAGUUGGUGUUUUAAAUAAUAUCAUUUUUCUAUGCUAACAGUUGCCGUGGACAUUUUGUUCUGAUUAUGUAAAAUAACAUUUCCUUGUAUAUAUUAGCUGCAUAGUGAAAAUAAAUAUCCAGGUCCCAGCCACGUUGUGAGGGGGCUGAUGUUCAUUUUAGAAGACGCUUUGGAUUCUUUUGUAAUGUUUUGCAGGCCUCCCAAUUCGUUUUUGCCUUUCUCUGCUUGUUCUCUGGUGUUUGCUGUUCAUUAAAUGAGAAAAUGGCUUCCGAGGCAGUCAGGAAACAGUUACAAAAAACUAUGGACAGAAUAUGUGUGAAAUAUCCAAAGUGGGGAAGUCCUUGGGCAGAUGUGAGUGUAUCUCAAACACAAAGAAAACUCUGAGUUUGUAGAUUGAGGAUUCUCCAUUUUGCCUAAAUUCUCAAACCCGCGAAAGCUUGCUAUUAUUGGUGGGGGAAGGGGGAGAGUCAAGAUUUGAGACUCCUCAGAUUUCAAAACAAAACAUCUCUCUGCCAAAUUUUGGUCAGCCUUUUCAGGACCAAGCUACGUCCUAGAAAGAUCCCCUAGGCAAUUGCACCAGGAGUUCAGCAGGCUCCCUUGGGAAUUCCACCCUAUGCCUUUGGAGCCUGGAGCUCAUUCAAGUAAAGCCAGGGCC
Molecule: messenger RNA, 3046 nt
Organism: Peromyscus leucopus (white-footed mouse)
Lineage: Eukaryota; Metazoa; Chordata; Mammalia; Rodentia; Cricetidae
Gene: Hoxd12
Product: homeobox D12
Exons: 2
Coding region: 61-867 (268 amino acids)
Biological process (GO): regulation of DNA-templated transcription
Molecular function (GO): DNA-binding transcription factor activity, RNA polymerase II-specific; sequence-specific double-stranded DNA binding
Source: RefSeq, a predicted model, not a curated record